ACCAAAUUCAGUUACAUCGUGUUGGUGUGUUAGUGAGGUCCUGCUCUGUUUGCUUCAUAUUUUUUCGCGACAUUCUGUUUUCCAAUGCGGCUCUUUCAUGCACAUUUUGCACUAUUUAUAGGACGAGCGUCGCGAGUAUCACUCAAUAUCAAUAUCAAGCGAUAUCAACGGAGAUAUAGAUAAUAUUUCACUACAGAUCCAUUGAGGUAGGUUAUGGAGCUUGAAGUAUUCACCGUGUAAUCGUGUGAAAUGAGAUACAUGUGACGUCAUGAAUUGGUUAAGAGACGAUCGGUUCGUGUCGAAUGUCGGAGUGGUGUAGUUAAAUUGUAAUCGUUCUGCAUUCUAGCAAUGUUUUAUCCGUCAUAAGUAAGUUGCGUGAAUAAACAAAUGACAGAAAUGUGAAAUUGAACAACAGACUAAUUAUUUCAAUGUAUAUUUAUUAAGUAACAAGAUCGUGUUUAACACGUUUUCUGAUAUUUACAAGCGGCACCAAGAUAACCUAACCUAACCCAACCUAUUUGCCGGAACAUUUUAUGACAAAUUUUAAAAGUUUAGUUUUGCGAAACGUGAAUUAGUGACAUAUAUCCUAGUGUGCGAGUGAUCAAGAGUGCCAUAUGAUGUAUUCACAUGGGCGUGAGCGAGGACGCAGAAAGCAGAAAAAGCAUUGACCGAAGGAAGGAACAAGACGCAGCGGCGACGCAUCGACUGAGUGAUGAUGUAACGGGACUUUCGCUGUCGCUGCAGUGAACUAACAAUGUCCACACAAUGCAAUCGCUUCGUGCAAAACGCUUGGAAGAAGGAGCUCUGUUCGAACUGCUUCAAACCGAAAGAGGAGCAUGCGGCGACCGACGAUGUCUUGCGACUGAACGUCGAAAAAGCUUCCACAAAUCUGAAGAUUGAUCACCUUCAAGUACAGAGUAUCCUUCGCGGCAAGGCGAUCAGUCGGAAAGAUCAGCGGAAAAAGAAUGUCGGCUUCCCGGAGUCUCUUGCAGAAGUAAUCGGUUACGGCGGCGAUGACUUUUCCGACGGCGAAGAGGAAAGGGACGGUGUGCAGGCCGACCUGUCCGCCAAAUCGGAAGAUUCGGUGCCAGACAGCGAGGAGGAGCGCGCGUUAUUCGACCUGACUCGCGCGAAUACGAACUUCAAUACGGUCACCGCAAACUUAACGGACCUGGAGAACAGCGGGGCGAACGAGGCGACCAAGCCCUCGACGACGACGCCUGCCAAGUCCUUCGCUUCUUUGAUGCUGGGUAGAAUACAGAGAGACGCCGACGGUAGGAAGACGACUCUCUUGGUCUCGGUGACGCCUUUCGGCGGAGACGAAUCUGUUCCCGCUGCCAAACGACCCAUCGAUCGAAAGAUCAACGCGAUCAAUUUGCAAGUCAGUCCGUUCAAAUGCAAAUCCGCGGAUGAAGGAUCGUCGGACAACACUACUGAGAUUGCUAAGAAAUUCAAUGGAACGGAACGAAAGAAGCUCGACGAACAGGAACAAAAGUCGCCUCCGGAACUGGGGAAAAUUGUAGACAUGCCAUUGAUCACCUCUUCCAAUAUGAUUUCCGUUAUGCGGAAGGAAAGCUCGGCGAAUUCCGCCAACGCGGACGCGGAGAAAACGGCGGAGACGACGACGGCGCAAAAGUGCUCGCCCGUUUGCAAAGUCGAGAAGAGAAACGCCAUAAACGUCCCGCUUAAUGGCGUUUCAGCGGUGAAAAAGACUGAAGUUGAGCCGUCGUCAAGGAUAUCUGCGCAAUCCGCGCCGAACAGUGGCGUGGGAGAGAGCGAGUGCGUAAAGAGGACGACGGUGAAGAAAAGCGAAUGUACGCAACAAAAUGAGGAGAAAGAAGCGGGAGCCGAGCUCGCCUUGACGUCUCUGAAGAACGAAGAGACGCCGGAAAGCGAUCGUCCGAUGAAUAUCAUCGAUAAAAGUGGCAACAAAGAGUCGUCGCCGCAAGUGCGCAAGGUCGAAGGGGGAUGCGAAAACGCGAUGGAAAGAAAAUUUUGCUUCGAAAACAGCCGGGAGCUCGCCGGGGAACCGGACGGCAAAGCGGACGAGGAGGAAUUAACGGAACCGCCGGCGUUGCCUACGAGCCCGCCGCCGAUCAUAACCACGGAACCGAGGACCUCUUUUCUACACGGUAACGUUAAUAAUAUCGAUUUGAAAGCGAAACCCGCCGUACCGCAGAAGCCCGUGACCUUUUCCACGAAGGCAAGCCUGAACGAUGGUCCGCUCACUGUGAAGAAAAUUCCCAACAGCGAUUACGUACUGCCGCCGCCGUCCGUUCAAAAUGUCGCCAGCAGAUCCUUGCAGCAUUUAAAUUUGCAAGAGAUAAGCUCUCGACAUGCAGCGAAGAAGAAUACCUCGAGCGAGGUUUCAUCGGAAUAUCAAGUUUCCUCGAAUAUAACUCAAAACUUGGAAUCUGAAAAUCGAACAAAACCCCCAUUAAAAUCCGCUCUUUCGCCGUUAUCUACUUCCAUUUUAAAUACUCCAACAGCGCCAAGCUUGUCGAGGAAUUAUCCGAUGGAAAAUGAAGAAGCGGACGAGAACAUUGCGCCGGAUGAGGAGUUUCCGGAAAUCACUCCCGUUUCCGUGUCCACAAUGGAGCUUAUACGCUCGCCAAACAAGAGAAGAAUGGCUCCGCGACCGCCGGAAUCCGCGGAGGAACUUCUGCCGGUCUCUUCUCUGUUCGCGAGGAAUCCGGGAGCGAAUAUGAAAUCCGAUUCACCGGUCGUCCGCGAGAAGGAGAAGAGAGAGCGAUCGUCCUCGUGCAGUCCGAAGUUUCGCAAAGCGGUCUGCGAACUGCCGGAUCCAACCAGCGCAAGCGUUAAAGUCCAACCGACCGAGUCCGCUUCUAGAAGAACGAUAUCCCUGUCGCAGGACAGCUUGACUGCCGAAAAGGAGGUGCGGGAGGAGAAGAAAAGGAGCAGAAAUCGAAGAGGUUUCUCCCUGAAGAGGUUCCUAAGAAUGGGCUCGAGGAAGGAUAUGGACAUGAUCACCGGCCAGACGUCGGGCGCGAAGGCCGACGAGAUACCGUCGACUCCGCAACCGAAACCGCGAUUGGAAAUAAUCCAUCCGUUGGAGCUGGACGGCGCCGCGGUGGAAGUGCUAGGAAACGACAGAAUCGCCACCGUCAAGAUCGGCGAGGAUCAGACGGAUUCCAGUGGCGCGAGAAGCGAAUCAAAAACGGCGCGAUCUCCUCCGUCGUCCGCAGGCGUUACGGCGAGGCCUGGGAAACCCCCGCCGCCGCCCAGAACUCAAUCCCUCGAGGAUUGGCCGAGGCCGGAUUCGGCGAACAAACCUGUCAGACCGCCGCCGCCUCGCGCGGAGAUCAAGUUGAACGUUACUUCUCCGAGAAGCGACAAGAUAUCCUCGAAGGCCACGUGGAGGCCGACGGCCGCGACAACCUCGGACUCGAUUUACGCGAAUCUGGCAGCGGAGGAUGUUACAGGUGAGGUGCGCAGCGCCCUGGCACCCUCGAAACCCCAAAGAACCGCCAGUAUGAGAGACCGGGCCGUUUGCCAGCCCGUCCCGAAGAGGCACGGCGCGUCGUCCGACAGUCAGGACUACGACGGUCUCACCGCCGUGCGACCCACGUCCGACUCGCCGACGUCCAACGACAGUCACGUGUACGAGUGCCUUUCGAGCUCGCCCGAGUGCGAUUCGAAUCUCGAGCUGCGACACGGUGGCGGUGGCGUAUAUCGCAUGCCUUGUAAAAGAAAAUCAGAUAGUAGUGCAAUGGGUGGAGACCCGGAGAUGAAGCUUCAUCAACCGUUCGUGAGAUCGACCUCGUUGCCGUAUUGCGGCAGCGAAACCGAGAGCGAACUUUACGCGCCAUACACGUUUUACACCGGUGACGAGGGUGCCGAGGAGGAUCAGGAUUGGAAAAAUAGGGACGACGAUCCAAGAAUGGGUCGUUUGAGGCAACGCAGGGGACGCACGAUUGUUCAUCGAAGUCUCGAAGACAAUUACGGCGCCGUAGUGGUUGCGAAUCACGAAGCGCUUGCUCAAUUCCUCGAACAAGAAAAUCAAAUCGUUCAGUUGCCGGCAAGUCUACGUGCUCUGAAGAAUGCGAAUCCGCGGCUGAAACAUUUUAAUAUCGAUAUUCCGACAUCGAUUUCCAUCGGCAGGAGGAUAUUUUGCCCGGCGACAUGGAACGAUCAGAACGUCACUCUCUGCAUAACAUUCGAUUUAGCUAUGCCUAUGCCACAAAGAGAUUUUUAUCUAACGCCUGUAGCGGAAUUCAUAGAUAAAGUGCCGAAAGAGAUAAUGGAGAAAGUUCAAUUAUCUUGGAACGAAGAUAUGGAAGCGACAAUUUCGAUUGUUCCGUGCUUGCAUGUGUCCACCAUACAAUCGUUCGGCGCGAUGUCGAAGGACAUAAACAACGAAGGUGUGAACAGGGAGACAUCAUUCGUGUUUCUUCAACUGGUUAACGCUUUGAAAAGUCUCCAAGCGCGUGGGAUCGAGGACGCGAGCAAGUCUCUGAACGACGUUAUACUCUGCAGAGAAGAUGUCUAUUAUCGGCUGUACCUCCUGCAGGGGAGGUUGAACAUAGACCCGAGCGACGAACCCGGCGAGGAACGAGUCUCCCUGUGCGAAUGCGCUCUAAUAGCAUUACAGCAAUUGCAUCUGACGGACGAGCUGCCACUUGUGCAAGAUUUACUUGUACACGAAAAAGCGGUUACUCUCUCGCAGGUAAAAUCUGUGCUUGAAUUCUCGCUAUGGGGACCGGCCGACGUGCCUCUCGGUGGCCCGCGCGAAAGAGAAGUGGCGCUGCAAAGAUGGCUCGACCUCGAAAGAGCGAAUGUACUUCACGCUCUUGUCAAAACAAAGACAGCUCUCACCGUAAUAGACGAAUAUCAAUUAUUAUUUUUGGUACGGACCACUGCCAAGAUUAUAAGUGAAGCGUCAAUACUCUUAGACGAGCAACGUAAUCGCUUGACACGCAAGUGUUGAUCUGUCACGUAUCGCAAGUUCUAGAAAUACUAAAUAUUCGGGAGAAAUCUGUCUUGAUUCGUAACAAGCGCGCUACGAUAAUGUAGAAUAAUUUUUUUAUGCAUGUUACUUGUGUUUCU
Messenger RNA from Linepithema humile (Argentine ant), 5067 nucleotides. The record is from RefSeq and is a predicted model, not a curated record. NCBI's taxonomy places the organism in Eukaryota, Metazoa, Arthropoda, Insecta, Hymenoptera, Formicidae.